This is a messenger RNA of Exophiala spinifera, 1449 nucleotides long. RefSeq lists its product as uncharacterized. The coding region runs from base 1 to 1449 and encodes 482 amino acids. Lineage: Eukaryota; Fungi; Ascomycota; Eurotiomycetes; Chaetothyriales; Herpotrichiellaceae. The transcript is spliced from 3 exons. The record is from RefSeq and is a predicted model, not a curated record.
AUGUCCCAUCCUGUUCCUACGCCUGACCCGAGCCAGUAUGACACGUUUCGCGGGGACGUUUGUUCACAUGAAUGGAGCCCUGUGUCCUGGCUGAGUCAAAACCGUUCGGAUCCGUUCGCAACCGAUACUGCUGACAGUCCUCAAGUAUCUGAACUCUUGGAUCACGCCGUCCAGCACUUUUGGUCACAUCUUUCACCAAGCCACCACUUUGGAAGUUACAAUCCUGUCAAUGCUCUUUAUCUGGCGCAUAUGCAAUCUUCGCAAAUGGCAUACCAUUCUUAUAUACUGGUCAUUUCCACAAAUCUUGACUAUCUCCGCAUGUCAAGCCUACGACAAAACGUCUUCCAGUCCAUGAGGCUCAGGUGUAUCCAUGCAGCAACCACGCUCGUACGCGAGUUGAUUGAUUCGAUGCCUCCGCAGCCAACGCGAGGCGAUGUCCCCGACGAACUUAUUGGAUCAAUUUUGUCGCUUUCUUGCUGCCAUGCUCUUCCAAUGAAAUCCGCAAAUCAUCCAGUGUCGCGAUUUUCAUCCCCACUCGCCACCGCACAGUGUCUCGAUAUGUGGAGUGCUACUCCGUUUCUGGAAUCCCAUCGACGGGCGGUGGUACAGCUUGUCAAGUUGAAAGGAGGGUUGGAGGCGCUGGAUUCCAUCUACCUUGCCGCGGUAGUGCAGCUGAACGAUCUGAUUGAUGCCUCGCGAAAAACACGAAAGCCCACUUGGCCGUGGCAGAACACGGUGAUUGCUUCUUGUUCAUCUUCUGCCGUUCGGCCUUUUGUGGCGACGGCUUUGUUGACAUACGACAAUGACCUGGCAACGGCAUUUUUUCCCCUCACAAAGUACCUCCCCUGCGGUCAUGAGCUUGAGCGGGCAAUCUUGGCCGUGGCUGAGGCUACCGCGAUGCUGAAAAUAUACAAGCACAAUAUCACGAGCCGCAUGGCGGAAAUGGUCCAACUGAGAAACCGUGCGCAGUACUUUGUGCUUGAUCUCGAUCCUCUUCCAUUGCUUGUCGGACCGGACGAAAAAGACAAAGAAUACGGACGGGGUCGUCAAUGUGCCGCAGUACACGUUCCCAGCUUUCUCUAUGAAGUCAUCCGCAUAUCAUUACUCAUAUACAACAACCUGGUUCUUUAUCCCAUGUCGCCCGCCACCGGUGUCGAAACACGGCUGGCGACACGAUUAAAAUUCAUCUUGUGUUCUGGGUUGCAAGCUCAACUUUGGAACGUUCCGCAGUAUACUGAUUUACUGUUGUGGUCGAUGAUGCUUGGUGGGAUUAGUACGGAGGACAUUGAAGAUGGAAAAUGGUUUCAGACACAGUAUUUCGAGCUUGCUCGAGACAGGAAUCGAUUGCGAAGCUGGUUUAGUACAGUCGAAUCUCUGUCCACGUUUAUUUGGCUAGAUUUCGUCUUGAACGAGGAAGCUGAGAAGUUCUGGGCCACCUUGCCGACCUGA